AUACUUUAAUUUUAUCGAUUUGUCGAUCCAUCACUUUAUUUCCCCACGAUCCAGAAUUUGAAAAUCUCACUUAUCCUCAAUACUUUGAAAAGUAUUUAAUCACUCCUUCGCCACCUCCAUCCAUGCCAUGUCAUGUUUAUCGUGACGAUUUAUCUAAUUAU
Racocetra fulgida is the source of this 161-nucleotide messenger RNA. The record is from the annotation of a GenBank genome assembly. NCBI's taxonomy places the organism in Eukaryota, Fungi, Glomeromycota, Glomeromycetes, Diversisporales, Gigasporaceae.